Messenger RNA from Closterium sp. Naga37s-1, 4518 nucleotides. NCBI's taxonomy places the organism in Eukaryota, Viridiplantae, Streptophyta, Zygnematophyceae, Desmidiales, Closteriaceae. The record is from the annotation of a GenBank genome assembly.
AUGGCUUCCGCUUCAUCAGAAUCAUCACAAUCCUCGUUAUCAGCAGCACCGAUAUCCGCGGAACCAGCCGUAGCUUCAAAAUCAUCUCCGAAUGCAGAAGAAAUCCCCGCGCUCGUUACCACAUCUGCACCUAACAACCCGCGCGCGUUCACCGUCGCGACUGCGCCGUCCCCCGCGCGAGCCUCAGAUUCAGAUCUUCCGGCGAACCUUCGCGAAGGAGCAGCGGUAACCCGGAAAAACUUCCCGAACGGCGAUAAAUACGUGGGCGAAUGGGCGGGAGGAGCACCGCACGGCACCGGAAGAUACUCCUGGGUGGAUGGGAGCGUGUACGAUGGGGAAUGGGACAGGGGACGGAAGCACGGUCAAGGUUGGUUCGAACUCCCUGACGGCACGCGUUACGAAGGGGAAUGGAAGGACGGCGCUCUACAGGGCGUGGGUAGCCAUUGGGCUCCUGACGGAGCAUUCUAUACCGGGAACUGGGCCGCUGGGGUGAAGCACGGACUCGGUAGGAAGCAUUACACUAACGGAGAUGUUUAUGAGGGGUUCUGGAGCCGAGGGGUCCCGGACGGUCCUGGUCGGUACAGGUGGAGCAACGGGAAUGAGUAUUUCGGGGAGUGGGAAGGCGGGAAGAUAAGCGGGUACGGAACGCUUUCGUGGGCGAAUGGGGAUAGCUACGAGGGGGAGUGGGAGGCGGGACUCGAGCACGGCGCGGGGACGUUCAAGUGGGCCGACGGAAGCUGCUUCGAAGGCACGUGGAGCAGGGGAUUGAAGGACGGCAAGGGGUUGUACUUCCCGAGAGGAUAUGAGGAGGAGGAGGGAGAGGAAGAAGAGGAGUGGGUGGAGGAGGAGGGAGGUGGGGGAGGGGGUGAGGAGAAGGGGGAAACAGGGAGGGGCGGGACGGGGGUUGAGGGGGAAGCGGAGGGUGCAGCUUCGGAGAAAGAGGCGGCCGUUGCUGCUGGCAGUGGUGAUGCGGGUGCUGUAGGGGCUGCAGGGGUUUCCGCCGCUGCUGCUGGCGGUGGUGGUGCUGGCGCAGGAGGCGGAAAGAGAGGGGGACGGCCGCUGGGUCGCGGACUGACAAUGGCACGGGGCCUUUCGAUUGGGUGGAAGCCGGCGGAUCAAAAGAAACCACCGCAGCCGCAUCCGCAGCAGCAGCAGCAAGAGGCGGACGGAGGAGCAGCGACGACAGGCGAUGGAGGGGCGACAGGCGUAGCAGGAUCAGGGGGAGGUGUAGGAGUAGAAGGAGGGGGACGGGGAGGGGGAGGGGGAGGGUCUGCGAGUUCAGGCGGGCCGGGUGACAAGGCAGCAGGGGACGGGCUCAGUAUUGACACUACCGCAGCAGCAGCAACAGCUGUAGGUACUAGUCACGAUAAUCGCCCCAGCACCAGCGGCGCCAUCCACACUCCUAGUGGGGGUAACAAGGCAAUUCGCCCCAGCAGCAGCGCGGGCGUGCUCACUAUUACCCCUUCUGGCACCGGGCCGAAGAAUUUUAGCCGGAGCGUGUCUGUGAUUGGUGGAGGGCGGGCGGGGGCUUUGCGGGACUGGAAAAGAAAGGAGGCGCUGGAACGGCAGUGGGCUGAGUGUGAGUUAAAAUUAGGUAAGUCGGAGUCUCUCCCCGGACCUGCACCGCCGCUGCCUAGGGGCGCCAGGGGUAUGGUAGGGGGUAGAUUGUGGGAAAGCUGUAAGGAGCGGGGCGGGAGUGUGGGGUCCGGAUGGGACGAGAAGGUGGGGAGGAUUGCGGAGGAGGCUGCUGAAGUGGCGGGAACGGGGACGGGGGAGAGGGGGGAGGAGGAGGUGGGGAAGGGAAGGGCGGAAGGGGAGGCGGGGUCCGCGGGUGUGAGUGUAGCGGGUGUGACUGAAGGGGGGUUGGCGGUAGAAAAUGUGGUUGUAAGCAGUGAGAGUGGCGAUGUUGUGACUGAUGGUAGUGGGACUGCUACUGCUGCUGCUGCUGCUGCUGCUGCUGCUGCGGGCGGGGCAUCAGAGGCAGUUAUAGAAGCGGAGCAGAAGACGGAGGGACAGGUAACAGACAGAGAGAAGGUAGCGAAGCAGGGAGGGGAUGAUGCGACUGCUGCUGCACCCAAGCUAUGGAGAAUGUGGAGCAAGGAGAAGGAAAAGGACAGGGGUACCCCUCAGCAGCAGCCGUCGCCGCAACCGCAGCAGCAGCAGCAGCAGCAGGGAGAGCAAGGAAAGAAGGGGCGUCGCUGGUCUCUUCGCUCCACCAAAUCAACCACAGCAGCAAAGCCCUCCGCCCCGUCCCUCAACCUCCCCCACGCAGCCUCCGAGGGAACCCUGGUCAGUGCCGGCGGUGGCAGUACCGGCAUCAAUUUCCGCAGAAGCAGCGUUGACAGUGCUGCCACUGGUGGUACUUCCACCACCACUGCUGCUGCUGCUGCUGCUGCUGCUUGUGCUUCUCCUUCUGGUCAUCGUCAGAACAAGCUGUCUUCGAAAGCAGCCCCGGCGAAGCUGACUCGCGUGUUCACCAUGGGCCCUGUGCCGGCUAGGGAGAACAGCGGCCGGGUUGACAGUGCGGUUCAGAGCGGUGGCGGGUUAGCGGGAUGGGUGCGUGGGUCGUCUGUGGGUUCGGCGAAUGGGGAGGAGUGGGAUGAGGGGCGGGCGAGUGCGGAAGGGGGGGAUCGUGGCGGGAGCACUGCUGGGGGGGAUUCUGCAGACAGGCACACAAGCUCGUCUCAUGGUGAGUCAUUUUCUCGCUUCCCCUACCCCGCCCCUUAUCUCCUUCUCUUUACAAGAAACCCACGAGAGCGAAGCACCCCCCAUCAGGCCACAGGCAGAGGCAGCACGAGCACACCCCAAGCACAGCACUGCCAGCACUACCAUCACAAGCAACCUCUCCUUUCAUCUCAUCCCUUCUCCCCACCCCUUGCAGCCCAAGAGAGCGAAGCGGGUGGGGACUCAGCCCUGGACUCGCUGCGUUCGAGCGCCAUGUUCUCAUCAGGCCGCAAGCAGAGGCAGAAUAGGCGGCACAGCAAGGUGGUGACAGUGCGGGAGUAUGUGCAGGGGGUGAUGGUGGCGGAGAUCCCAAGGUCCAAGCUGCAGCACGACCUCGUGGGCGUGAUGGUGGCGGAGAUCCCAAGGUCCAAGCUGCAGCACGACCUCGUGAGGCGGCGUGGGCCCACGCGCAGGGCGGGGAGGAAGGCGGGCGAGCUGAUCUACAAGGGCCACCGCAGCUAUGACCUCAUGACCGCCAUCCAGCUGGGGCUCAGGCACUCCACAGGGCGGGCAACACCUCCCCCUGUUGCCCCUCCCUCAGAAGCACCUCCCACAACCGCGCCUCCCCCAGCAGCACCCACUCCAAACACACCUCCCACAGCUGCACCUGCCUCAGCCGCACCUGCAUCAAGCGCACCUCCCCCAGUUACACCUGCAUCAAGUGCCGCACCCUCCUCAUCAGAGCUGCGUGCAGAGGACUUUGAGGCGGCAGACAGAAUGUGGUUCCCCCCGGAGGGGUCUUCCUGCACGCCGCCCCACAACACGCUCCCCUUCACCUGGCGUGAUUAUGCACCCAAAGCCUUCAGGCCCUCAGCUGCCGCACCCUCCUCAGCAGAGCUGCGUGCAGAGGACUUUGAGGCGGCAGACAGAAUGUGGUUCCCCCCGGAGGGGUCUUCCUGCACGCCGCCCCACAACACGCUCCCCUUCACCUGGCGCGACUACGCUCCCAAGGCCUUCAGGCCUUCAGGUGCGCCCUCACCAGUCGCACCCUCCUCAGCAGAGCUGCGUGCAGAGGACUUUGAGGCAGCAGACAGGAUGUGGUUCCCUCCGGAAGGCUCCUCCUGCACGCCGCCCCACAACACUCUCCCCUUCACCUGGCGCGACUACGCUCCCAAGGCCUUCAGUGAGCUGCGGGCCAUGUUUGGCAUUGAUCCAGCCGACUACACGCUUGAGCUGCGCGCCAUGUUUGGCAUUGAUCCAGCGGACUACACUCUCUCGCUGUGCCGCGACAACGCGUUGAGGGAGCUGUCUGAGCUCCGCGCCAUGUUUGGCAUCGAUCCAGCGGACUACACUCUCUCUCUCUGCGGCGACAAUGCUCUCAGGGAGCUGUCGUCCCCGGGCAAGUCCGGGAGUGUGUUCUACCUGUCGGACGAUGAUAGAUUUAUCAUCAAAACCAUGCGCGCCUCUGAAGUGAAAGUGAGUGGGACCAUCAACACCAACACCACCACCACCAGCACAGCAACAGCCACCACCACCGCUGCUGCUGCUGCUGGUGCCGCAGCAGCAGCAGCAGACAUGUCCCCAAGUGACAUCCCCUCGUCUCCCGAGAGGUACCGGCGGCGGCGGCGGCUGCACACGGUGCUCUCCUCGCCCUCCACGCUCAUCCGCUUUGUGGUCAUGGCCAACGUCUUUGUCACCGACCUGCGCAUGCAUAGGCGCUUCGACCUCAAGGGGUCGUCGCAGGGGAGGAGCACGGAGAAAGUUGCGGUUGACGAGACCACCACUCUCAAGGAUCUAGACCUCGAUUUGAGCUUCCACAUGCGUGCCUCGUGGAGAGCUCUCAUACACAAGUGA